AUGCGGAUAGGAGCUUUAAGUUCAGUGCUGUCCGUUCUGGGGUUCUCAGCAUCACUUGUGACUGCCAAUAAUAACAGUCUGCCGACUAUUGAAAUCGAGGGCAAUGCUUUUUUCAACUCCGAGACGGGCGAGAGGUUCUACAUUCGUGGUGUAGACUACCAGCCUGGUGGAUCCUCCAAUUUGACAGAUCCCUUGGGUGACAUAGAGAUUUGUAAAAGAGAUGUACCCAAGUUCCAGGACUUGGGACUGAACGCCGUGCGAAUCUACACCGUUGACAAUACUCAAGACCACACUGAAUGUAUGCAAAUGCUUGCAAACGCCGGAAUCUAUGUAAUUCUCGACGUUAAUACCCCGGACAGUUCGAUCUCCAGAUCUGACCCCGGAUGCUCCUACAACGCAGAUUAUUUGCAGACAGUUUUCGCUACAGUAGACGCCUUCGCAAACUAUACCAAUGUGCUAGGAUUUUUCGCCGGGAACGAGGUCAUUAACGAUCAAACUAACACAGACACCGCUACCUAUGUGAAAGCGGUUGUCAGAGAUAUGAAGAAGUACAUGCGGGCCAGGAAGUACCGUCAGAUUCCUGUGGGUUACUCUGCAGCAGAUGUCACUGAAAACGUCUUGCUAGCGGCUCAUUAUUUCAACUGCGGCGACGAUGAUGAUGCUCGUAUCGAUAUGUUUGGGGUAAACGACUACUCUUGGUGCGGCCAAUCGUCGUUUCAAUUGUCAGGCUACUCCAUCAAAAUGAAGUCCUACAAAAAUUAUUCUAUUCCGAUUUUCCUCAGUGAAUUUGGGUGUACUAAGGUUACCCCAAGACCUUUUACGGAAAUCGGUGCUAUCUACUCGACGCAAAUGUCAUCUGUGUUUUCCGGAGGACUAGUCUACGAGUACUCGAAUGAAGCGAACAAUUACGGUUUGGUACAAAUCGAUGGUGAAGACUCAGUAACCACCCUCCAGGAUUACAAUAAUCUAAAAACUGAAUUUCAAAAUAAUCCUAAUCCAGAAGGGGAUGGUAACUACUCCAAAAACAAUAAUGUGUCCACAUGCCCCUCAUUCGAGUCCGGCACUUGGGAAGCCAAUAACACCUUACCGCCAAUGCCAAGUGCUGCAUCGGCUUUCUUUUCAAAAGGCGCAGGCCAACCCAUGGGCACAAAAUACCCAACGCAAUUUAGAUGUGGGGACGCAAACAUUAGCGAUUACUUCAGGGUUUCGAGCGGUUCAAGCAGCUCGAGCGUAUCCAAUUCCCAGUCCAGCUCGCAGUCCUCUUCAUCGUCUGCAUCAUCACAAAGCUCUUCCACGUCCACCAGUGCUUCUCGAUCUUCUUCUGCCACUAGCUCUUCCAAGAGCUCAUCCAAAUCGAAGGGCAGUGCGGUGAUUGCCGUUCAAGUUCCAACAGUGUUCCGCGCCUUCUUGCAUGUUUGGAACUAUGUUUUGUAA
Molecule: messenger RNA, 1434 nt
Organism: Lachancea lanzarotensis
Lineage: Eukaryota; Fungi; Ascomycota; Saccharomycetes; Saccharomycetales; Saccharomycetaceae
Gene: GAS5
Product: LALA0S01e10110g1_1
Exons: 1
Coding region: 1-1434 (477 amino acids)
Biological process (GO): fungal-type cell wall (1->3)-beta-D-glucan biosynthetic process
Cellular component (GO): fungal-type cell wall; cytoplasm
Molecular function (GO): 1,3-beta-glucanosyltransferase activity
Source: RefSeq, a predicted model, not a curated record